AUGUCGACGUCCCGCGACUUCGCCUCCGAGGCCAGGCAACAGUCGCGCGCCGGGUCCGGCGUCAAGAAGGGCUUCUUCAACGCCGCCCCGAAGAAGGAGGCGGCCGAGAAGGCGUCCGCCGCCGCGGAGGCGCCGCAGAGCCCCGCCGGCGAGAUCUCGCCCGCGGGACCGUCGGCCUCUGCCUCACCCACCAAGGCCCCCGCGUCGUCGCCGCCGCCCGUGCCCCGCGGGCCCGCGGGGCUCGGCAAGGGCCUCGGCAAGGGCCUGCCGCCGCGCAGGGCGGACAAGAAGCCCGCCGCCGCAGCCGCGCCACCGCCAGCUGCGGCGCCAUCCGGCCCCGGCCCCGACGAGGCCGCGGCGGCGGCGGAGGCGCAGGCCCUGGAGCAGCGCUGCGCGGCUGAGGCCGCACGCCAGGCGGCCGCGGAGCGCGAGGCGGCGGAGCGGGCCGCCGCGGCGCAGAAGGAGGCCGCGGAGAGGGCCGCCGCCGAGGAGCGUGCGGCGGCGGAGAGGCUGGCGGCGGAGCGGGCUGCUGCGGAGCAGGCGGCCAGGGAGCAGGCGGAGGCCCAGAGGAGGGCGGCCGAGCAGCGGGCCGCGGAAGAGAAGGCGGCCGCGGAGAAGGCCGCGGCCGAGCAGGCGGCUGCGGAGAAGGCGGCCAAGGAGAAGGCUGCGGCCGAGCAAGCAGCGGCGGAGAAGGCUGCUGCCGAGAAGGCCGCUGCUGAGAAGGCCGCGGCGGAGAAGGCGGCGGCGGAGAAGGCGGCGGCGGAGAAGGCUGCCGCGGAGAAGGCGGCCGCGGAGAAGGCCGCUGCCGAGAAGGCCGCUGCCGAGAAGGCGGCGGCGGAGAAGGCUGCCGCGGAGAAGGCCGCUGCCGAGAAGGCUGCCGCGGAGAAGGCUGCGGCGGAGAAGGCGGCUGCCGAGAAGGCCGCGGCUGCUUCCAAGGAGGCGCCUGCGCAGGACGGCGUUGCGCCGGAGCCGACUGCUGCGCCUGCCGCGGAGUCGGAGCCGGGUCCGUCGGGGUCGAACGGGGCGGCGACGGGCGCGGAUGAGGCUCCGGAGAGCAAGCCGAAGAAGGCGGAGAGCAAGCCGAGUCUGAGCGACGAGGAGAUCGCUGCGCUGGAGGCGGCGGUGACGUGCGCGCCCGACACGGAGAAGAAGACCCCCGCGCAGGAGAAGGCGGAGAAGCUGGCCGCGACGGGGCGCACGCUGCUCGCGCAGGACCCGUCCAGCGCGGCCGCGGAGAAGCACCUCGUGCAGGCCGUGCAGGCCGUCGACAACGGCGCCUGCCCCCCCAUCUCGUCCGGGCACAUCUACGCGCAGCUCGCGGACCUCCGGCGGCGGCGCCAGCAGCUGGAGGAGUCGGUGCGCAUGUGGAUCAAGGCGCGCGCGGCGUUCCUCAAGGCCGGGAAGGAGGGCAAGAAGCCCGCGGCGAGGGCGCAGUACUCGCUCGGGCACACGCUCCACCUGAACGACAACUACGAGCACGCGAUCAAGGAGUACAAGCGCGCGCUGGUGGACACGGAGGCGGCGCACGGCGUGGCGCACCCGUUCUGGCAGGCGGCGCUGUUCGGGCUGAUGGACAGCAUGCACGAGAUGGGCGACUCGGACGAGGCGCUGGCGAUGUGCCGGGAGCGGCUGGCGUGGGGCGAGGGCGAGGUGGCGCGGCUGGUGGCCGAGGGCGCGGACCAGAAGGCGGCGGCGGGGCAGGACCCCGCGGGCGAGGACGAGUCGGAGGAGGAGCUGGCGACCAAGGACUUCAAGGCGGGUCUGCCGGAGUACAACACCUUCGUGAUCUCGAUGAAGAUCCGGCUCGCGUCGGCGCUGAUCGCGCUCGAGAAGGACGGGUGGCGCGAGGAGCUGUACGGCGCGGAGAAGCUCGUGCGCGAGCGCUACACCCCGGGCAACCCCCAGUUCGCCACCACGCUGUCGACGCUCUCGGACUUCUACGUGCUCCAGGCGGUGCGGACGGAGGACGAGGAGCUCCGGAAGCGCGGCGCGGGCGUGCUCGCGGAGUCCGUGGAGGCCUUCCGGCGGAUGGCGGACGAGCGGCGCGUGAUCGACCCCAGCGUGCUGGAGCUGUCGCAGAAGCUGGCGCAGCUGCAGAUCGGGAUGAAGGACUACCCGGGCGCGGCGAAGAGCCUCGAGAACUCGAUCGAGGUGGCCGUGCAGCUCUUCGGGCCGCGCAACCCGGGCGUGGCCACGCUGUACGACAUGCUGGCGUACUGCCGGCAGGAGAUGGGCGACGCGAACGGCGCGCAGCAGGCGCACAAGACCGCGCUGCAGGGGCGCGUGCCGAUGAGCUCCCGGCAGCAGCAGGCCGCCAAGAAGCGGCACGAGCUCAAGGCCAAGCAGGCCAAGAUGCUGCAGCAGCAGCGCGCCAAGAAGUGA
Messenger RNA from Pedinophyceae sp. YPF-701, 2382 nucleotides. NCBI's taxonomy places the organism in Eukaryota, Viridiplantae, Chlorophyta, Pedinophyceae. The record is from the annotation of a GenBank genome assembly.